Messenger RNA from Aspergillus candidus, 366 nucleotides. RefSeq lists its product as uncharacterized. Lineage: Eukaryota; Fungi; Ascomycota; Eurotiomycetes; Eurotiales; Aspergillaceae. The transcript has a single exon. The coding region runs from base 1 to 366 and encodes 121 amino acids. The record is from RefSeq and is a predicted model, not a curated record.
AUGUUUGAGAAGGCCUUCGGUAAAUUUAAGAGGGAGGCAUACAGCGAGGAGGCCGAUCCCUACGCAAUCUACUCCUGGGAGGCUUGUGCACAUGUCAUCUCUCUUCUCAUGGAGCGCUUGAAAUCGACGGGCGAGUAUGAGCUUGCCCUGAAAGUAGCGCGGCUGCCUUUUAAUCCCAGCUUGGACAACCCGAAGCUCGGCCAGACCUGGCUCUUUCCACUAUUCCGCGACUCGUUGAUUCAAUCAAGUGAUUUGUCUAAUUACUUCAUCAUGCGAGACGGCAAAUUGACAGCUGCGGAGUGGGAUAUAAACCAUGGCCUCAUACACGCCGCGGCCCGUCAACGGCCUAUCAUAUAUAUGAAAUAG